This is a messenger RNA of Brassica oleracea var. oleracea, 2605 nucleotides long. Its product is annotated as mucin-2-like. The coding region runs from base 311 to 2455 and encodes 714 amino acids. The record is from RefSeq and is a predicted model, not a curated record. The transcript has 7 exons. Lineage: Eukaryota; Viridiplantae; Streptophyta; Magnoliopsida; Brassicales; Brassicaceae.
UCUAGUCUCUAAAAGCUUUUUUAUUUUCUCUCUUCACAAGAUUAAACCCAAAGGCGUACGCGUGCGUGCGUUUCCACGCGCCACGACUAACUCUUCUGUCUCGAGCAUCCUCUUCGCUCCGAUCAUCGAAUCGAUCUCUCGUUCCGAGCCGUUUCGUCGAACCCAACUCCCAAAGCCCUAGGACAUUCCACUGCCGUCUAUCAAAUCUCAAAUCCUAAUUUAGGGUUCCGUCACUGAAAUCGACACCUUCCUCCCCCACAGAUUUCGAUUCUGAGCUCAUCGUGACAUGUGAUUGCUGUUUCCCUCAAAAAUGGUAGAUAGCUGCAGUAGUAAUAAGAAGAGGAAAGAGUUCAUCAGUGAAGGAGACAUCGCCACUCUUCUCCAAAGAUAUGACACCAUGACGAUACUGAAGCUGCUUCAGGAGAUGGCUUACUACGCUGAGCCGAAGAUGGACUGGACUGAGCUGGUGAAGAAGACUAGUACUGGAAUCACCAGUGCUAGAGAAUACCAGCUGCUAUGGCGCCAUCUUGCUUAUCGAGAUUCUCUCCUCCCCAUGGACGAUAACGCUCUCCUUCAGGAUGAUGAUAGUGACAUGGAGUUUGAAUUGGAAGCUUCCCCUGCAGUCACCGUUGAUGCGGUAUCGGAAGCUGUUGCGCAUGUUAAAGUGAUUGCUGCUUCCUAUGUGCCAAGCGAGUCCGACAUUCCUGAAGACUCAAUUUGUGAGGCUCCCUUGACCAUUAAUAUACCUUAUGGCCUGCAAAGGAGGCCUCUAGAGCCGUCAGGCUCGUAUUGGUCGUCAAGAGGGAUGAAUAUCACCUUUCCAAUCUCUCUUCAGAAAGCAGCUGAGGGACAUAAUGGAAAUGGGUUAGCCAGUAACAUGGCCGGUCCUCGCAAGAAAAGAAAAAAAUGGUCAGUCGAGGAGGAUUUGGAGCUGAUCGCUGCUGUGAAACGACAUGGUGAAGGCAGCUGGGCCCUUAUUUCUAAGGAAGAAUAUGAGGGAGAGAUAACUGUCGCACAACUUUCUCAGCGGUGGGGAUCUAUAAGGAGAAGGGGUGAUAUAUCAAACUCUUCUACUCAAUCUUACCAACAGCGAACAGAAGCUGCCAAUCGUGCAUUAUCUUUGGCUGUGGGAAAUCGAAUUCCCUCAAAAAAGGUUGCAGUAGGUAUACCUCCAGUGCUUACAUCCGGUAGCACCACAGGAGCACAAGGCAAUGGUAGUUCAUUGCAAGGUCAACAACAGGCUAAGCCAGUAGUUCAAGCAAUUCCCCGGGCAGCAACAGCCGUUCAAACUGCAAAAUCUCGAGUCACCGCAAGGAAACCAACUUCCACUUUGAGAGCAGAACUAAUGGUAACAGCAAAUUCAGUAGCUACUGCAGCCUGUAUGUCUGGCCUGGGAACUGCUGCAUCAGUGCCAAAGGUUGAACCAGGAAAGAAUGCUGCUCCUGCGUUAGUGUCAAAGGUUAAAUCCUCCCAAGCUUCUUUGCCUCGUCCUUCCGGUAUAUCAUCAGUAUUGAAUGUUGAGCCUGUAAAAACCGCUUCGGCAGCUUCUUUGCCUCGUCCAUCAGGUAUAUCACCAACACUGAAUGCCGAGCAUGUAAAAUCCGCAUCGACAGCUUCUUUCCCUCGUCCGUUAGGUACUAUAUCAUCAUCAAAGGCCGAGCCUGUUAAAACCGCUUCGGCAGCCGCUUUGCCACGGCUAUCAGCGCCAAAGGCAGAUCUUGUAAAAACCGGUCAUGCAGUCUCUUUGCCUCGUCCAUCAGGUAUCACAUCAUCAACAAAGGCUGAGCUUAUGAAAACCGCUUCUGCAGCAUCUUCACCUCGUCCAGAAAGCAUGCCAUCAGCACCAAAGGGUGAGCCAUUAAAGAGUGUUUCUGCUGCUGCUGCUGCUACUACUAAAACUCAAGUGGUUGGACCUUUGAGUGCAAGGAAUGCAGCUAAUGGACCUUUUAAUAAGCCUUCCCCUAUGGCUCCUUUCUCCAAAGGGCCUACAAUCCAGAAUAUUUCAGUUCCUUCUAGAUUUGCGUCUUCAAGGUUGGCUCCCACACAGAGAGUUAAUGCAACUACUGCAAUGCCGCAAAAUCCAAGUGUGGGAGCGGCAGUUACCUCAUCUAGCAAGCCGGUUGGUGUACAGAAAGAGCAAACUCAGGGAAGCAGAACAAGCCCCUUGGUUACAACAACACUUCAGCCAAAUAAAACCAUCUCAACAAACUCAGUGAUUAGCGCAGGAAAGCCGGUGGCUACACAAGUGGACACUCCUCCUAGUCUUAUGCCUAAAAAGGACCAAGUACCUCAGACUUGCACCGAUAAAAGUUCUUUGGCUAAACCACCUGAAAAAAUGAGUAGUUCCACUGUUCCACCUUCUGUUGUGGCUGAGCCUGAAUCAAAACCCAAGGACGAAGCAAGUAAAGGAAAAAGUCCUGAUGUUGCAACCGUGACAGGGACCGAGCAGCAGUAGUUGUAGUUUUUAUUUGCUGCAUUGUUUUAGUGCUUUUAUUAAUGUUUUUUUUUUUCCUUAGGAAUAAGACAAGAAUGUGAUGAUGUACAGUAGUACUUACUACUACUAAUUAGUACGAAUCUAAAUAUAAUUCGAAAACUCCAAAGUAGA